This is a messenger RNA of Bathycoccus prasinos, 1617 nucleotides long. RefSeq lists its product with no specific name. Gene Ontology annotation, molecular function: mRNA binding. Gene Ontology annotation, biological process: regulation of gene expression. NCBI's taxonomy places the organism in Eukaryota, Viridiplantae, Chlorophyta, Mamiellophyceae, Mamiellales, Bathycoccaceae. The transcript has a single exon. Gene Ontology annotation, cellular component: cytoplasm; nucleus. The record is from RefSeq and is a predicted model, not a curated record. The coding region runs from base 1 to 1617 and encodes 538 amino acids.
AUGGUGGCCAAGAACAAAAGUUACGAGGAGUUUUACGAGGAGGAGGAGAAGAAGACGAGUUUUACGAGGACGAAGAACGAGGACGAGGUUUUUUACGAAGACGACGAAGAGUUUUCGACGCCUCCGAAAGAACAACAACACGGUAGUUAUGUUGAAGAAGCGAUCGUGUGCGUGCACACGCUCGUCCACCGGUCGAAGGUAGGCGUCGUCGUCGGUCUUCGCGGGAGAACGAUAUUUGACAUCGAGCGAAGAACCGGAGCGAGCGUCUCUAUCUUGCGAGAAGAAGAAGAAGAAGAAGAAGGAAAAGGAGAAGGAGAAGGAAAAGAGGAAAGAGUAAAAGUCGUCUUAACCGGCACGGCGCAAAUGUGCAAAGAAGCGGCGAAAAUCAUCGAAAGCAUCUCAGAUGGGAACAUUAUCGACGAGAAGACGACGACCGAAAAAGAUGGAAGGAAAGAGACGUACGGACGACGAUCGGUAUCCGUUUCGAGAGCCGGAGAUGGUGAAAAGCUGCUGCGCCCGCUCGAGAAAGCGUUUUUAGGGUGGACGAGGAAAACGGGAGAAGAGAACGAGGUCGAAGAUGUAUAUUCGAGCGGAGAAGAAGAUAUUAUAUCCACGGAAGACGGAGAGAACGACGACAACGGCGAGGUAGAGGAAUGCUCGUUUAACCACCAUCACGCGACGACGACGACGGCGAUGACGACAAAGCAUCGAAAAACACCGCCCCCGUACGAACGAGACGCGUCGAGGUUCUUCGGAACGCUCUCGACGGCGACAGUGCGAAUCCCAGACGCCAAAGUGGCUUUAAUUAUCGGGAAACAAGGCGCACACAUCGAGUUCUUACGACACAUGACCGGUUGCUCUUUGAAUAUGGCGAGCCAGGUUGUGGAUGUAGGGGACGUUUUUUUGAAUAAGGACGAGCGCGUAUUCAAGGCGGCGACGAACAUGGCCGAACGCGUUUUGUUGAUCGAGAGCACUUCGUUAACAGAUGUGGCCAGGUGCGUCGCGCUCGUGGCUGAUAUCGUCGAAGGCACCUUGUACUUACAAUCGAAAAAAUCUGGAGGAGUUGGAUUUUCGUCCACCGACGACGACGCGAUGCCAUAUAUGAAGGAAAUUCACGUCUCCAUCCGCGAAUACGCGAGCGUAAUGACGAAAACGACGUUUCGCGUAAAAACGAAAGCGAAAGAAGUGAAGCGCACUUGCACGUUUUCUUCUUCUUCGCAACAACAACAACAACAACAACAACAACAACAACAACAACAACAACAACAUCAACAUCAACAGUGCACGUCUACAACUUCUUCGCAAUCGAGACGCAUGUCCACUUCCUCCUCCCCGGAACGGCGUUCCUAUCACCAAGAGAACCGCCAGCAUCGAGUGCGGCAAGAAAACGAACAACAACAGCACUAUUCCUCUUCCUCGUACUACGACUACUACGCAAACCCUCCUUCAUUAAAGUUUGAUCCAAUAACGAACGAGUUAUUAGCAGUCGUACCACCUCACGUUGUUUCUGCACCGCCACCACCAUCAAUCAACGUAGUAAACGUCGACGAAGACAACUAUUUUUGCGAAGACGACGAGUCCGACGCGUACAGCACCGACUCCGAUUUCGCCGCGUGA